GGUGUUUAACAAACCUGAGUCCUGAGCGCGGGGGCAAACCAAUAACCAAACAAGUUUAGGAGAACGACUUCGCUGCCCGCGUGGACUAUCAUGGAGACUAGAUUUCAGUAUGACCUUUCCGAUAGGCAGCUUCGUUUCCAUGUGCGCCAGCGGGCCAACACGGAACAGAAGCUCGAGUUCAAGGCGACGGCGCUGCUGGACCCCUCGAGCGGGACUGUAGGCCCCUACCGCGCGGCGGUGAAGCAGUACGUCACGGUGGGCAGCGGGACAGAGCUCAAAGGCUCGGCCACCAAGCCUUUCCGGCUGGGCGCGGGUCUGGCACUGGCGUCCAGCUCCGCCACCCCAGGGGCCAAGACCGCUGCCACUCGGGGCUCGACCGCCGCGGCUGCCUCCGGAUCCUUUGCCGCCUCGGCUGUGCCCCUGGUGACCCUUUCAGCUGAGAAGAAGGUGGCACUGCUGGACGGACCCAACACGGUGCUCACAUUGCGGGCUGCGACGGACGCGGACCUGCCGGCCAGGAGGCUGUCCUCCCGCCGCGGGCUGGUCAAGGUGUCGCACACCAUCCCCUCCUUCACCAAGCGCCAGGACCUGAAGCUGAGCGCCGGCCUCACAGUGGACUGGGCGCCUGGGUCCCGCCGCGAGCCGCGUCCGUCGCUGUUCCUGCAAGCUCGCGAGAACAACUGGGCGGUCACGUACAAGGAGGGCCGCGCCACCGUCACCUACGACUUGUAGGCCCGUUGAUACCCAAGAUCGCUUGCACCAUGAGGGACACAGUCCCAGGCACGAAGGGAUGGCAUUGGGGGCCCAGAUAUGGGCUUGAGGGCCACUUAUGAGACGUGGCGAUGUGGGACAGACCCUUGUAGUUGACGCACACAAAGUACCUCAUGGGAAUGGGCUGAGCUUGGCGGGCAGGCGGGGCGCGCGCCGGUGGCGGCACGAGAGGAUCAGACUCGUGAUGGCGGUCGUAGCCUGAUAGAGCAGCGCAAUGGCAGAUGAUCUCGGCGGCUGCCCUGCGUUGAGGCAGACCGUCAACCCAUUGAGAUAUGGUAUGUUUAGACUUCAGAGCACUUCGCGUCUUCGCCUGCGCAGAUGUAAACAGAUGUCGAGUCUGCUCAGUCCGUCAGUCGUGGAACUUACCGGACACCAGCGUGCGUGUUCUACUACCGGUGUUCGUGGCCCUUCUUGGCUGACCCCUGCCCCAGCCCCCUGUCGUGUGAUGUCGUGUCUGUGGUUUGCCGCUGCUGCAUACCCCCCCCCCUUGGGGGUGGCUCUGCUGUGUGUGUUGUGCUGAGCGGUAGGUUGUUGCCGGUGCCUGUCAGGUGACUCAGUGCGUGUGACUCAGCGUGUCAAACCCGGUCCUGCAUGGGAGCCGCUACAGGCCCAGCGGGGGUAUGCCGGGCCAGCGAGUCCCUGACUCGCUGGUUGUGUUGCCAACAGCGCAAGCUAGCAGACUGUGUAUCAGACUGUGUCAACCAACCCAUCGCGA
Chlamydomonas reinhardtii is the source of this 1486-nucleotide messenger RNA. RefSeq lists its product as uncharacterized. The coding region runs from base 91 to 732 and encodes 213 amino acids. NCBI's taxonomy places the organism in Eukaryota, Viridiplantae, Chlorophyta, Chlorophyceae, Chlamydomonadales, Chlamydomonadaceae. Gene Ontology annotation, molecular function: voltage-gated monoatomic anion channel activity. The record is from RefSeq and is a predicted model, not a curated record. Gene Ontology annotation, biological process: regulation of monoatomic anion transport. The transcript has 7 exons.